CACAGGAUGCCCGAGGGCCCUGAGCUGCACCUGGCCAGCCUCUUUGUGAAUGAGACAUGCAAGGAGCUAAUGUUUGGCGGAUGUGUGGAAAAGUCCUCAGUCAGCCGAAACCCUGAGGUGCCUUUUGAGAGCAGUGCCUACCGCAUCUCAGCCACUAGCCGUGGCAAGGAGCUGCGCCUAAUCCUGAGCCCCGAGCCCGGCGCCCAGCCCCCACAGGAUCCACUGGCCAUUAUCUUCCGUUUCGGCAUGUCUGGCUCCUUCCAGCUGGCACCAGGAGAUGCUCUGCCACGCCAUGCCCACCUGCGCUUCUACACAGCCCCACCAGCUCCCCGACUUGCCCUCUGCUUUGUGGACAUCCGCCGCUUUGGCCGCUGGGACCCUGGAGGAGAGUGGCAACCUGGCCGAGGACCCUGUGUCCUGCUGGAGUAUGAACAGUUCAGGGAGAAUGUGCUUCGAAACCUUGCGGACAAGGUCUUUGACCGGCCAAUCUGUGAGGCCCUCCUGGAUCAGAGGUUCUUCAACGGCAUUGGCAACUAUCUUCGGGCAGAGAUCCUGCACCGGUUGAGGAUCCCCCCCUUUGAGAAGGCACGCACAGUCCUGAAGGCCCUGCAACAGCACAGGCCGAACCCAGAGCUCACCCUGAGCCAGAAGAUAAAGGCCAAAUUGCAGAACCCGGACCUGCUAGAGCUGUGCCACUCAGUGCCCAAGGAAGUGGUCCAGCUGGGGGGCAAAGGCUAUGGGCCGGAGAACGGGGAGGAGGACUUUGCUGCCUUUCGAGCCUGGCUUCGGUGCUACGGGGUUUCAGGCAUGAACUCCCUGCAGGACCGGCAUGGCCGCACCAUCUGGUUUCAGGGGGACCCUGGACCGCUGGCACCCAAAGGGGGCAAGUCCCGUAAGAAGAAAUCCAAAAAAACACCAUCAGGCCUAAAGGACAGAGAGGAGGACCCUCUACCUCCAAGCAAGGCCCCUUCCAAGGCACGAAGAGCAAAGAGGGACAUUCCCAAGCAGCCCAGAGCUCAGGAGCCAGAGCAGAGCAGCCUCCAACAGGACCCUGAAGCCCCCACAGCCCUUAAGAUGGGGAAGAGGAGGAGGAAGCGACCAGCCACCUCAGGCCGCCACAGGGCCCAGAAAACCAGAACUGACACCCCAUCCUUAGAGCCAGAGGGGACCUCAGUCUCUUAG
Messenger RNA from Elephantulus edwardii (Cape elephant shrew), 1182 nucleotides. It is a transcript of the gene NEIL1, whose product is annotated as nei endonuclease VIII-like 1 (E. coli). Gene Ontology annotation, cellular component: nucleus. Gene Ontology annotation, molecular function: zinc ion binding; DNA N-glycosylase activity; DNA-(apurinic or apyrimidinic site) endonuclease activity. The transcript is spliced from 9 exons. The coding region runs from base 7 to 1182 and encodes 391 amino acids. Gene Ontology annotation, biological process: base-excision repair. NCBI's taxonomy places the organism in Eukaryota, Metazoa, Chordata, Mammalia, Macroscelidea, Macroscelididae. The record is from RefSeq and is a predicted model, not a curated record.